UUGAGCUGGUUGUGUUCGACAGUUUCGAUUCUUAGUUGAAUGUUUAGUAUGGUAUGGGUGGUUGACGAGCACCGGUGUUUCCGACUGAACACAUGGAUUGAGUUUUGAAAUGAAUGUUAACUUCCAGUGCCGAAAAAUGACAGAAGCAAAAAAACCGAAGUAUUCGAAAUCCGCGUCAGAAGGUGAUUUAGCUGAUGUUGAAGAGGGAAUUGUUGUUGAUGUAGCUACAGACGUUAGCGAUUUAUUAAUCGACGGUUCGAAAGUAAAUAGAUUCCAUUCUGGUUUCUUCACUCUACCAAGAUUGAUGAGUGGUCGUAAACGAGUAAGGAAAAAGAAAAACAGAGAAGUUUUGCAACCUUCUUCUAAGUUAGAACCUGAGCCUACAACAGUUAGGAAGAGCAAAAAAGAAGAAAAAAAGGUUUGUGAUAAAAAUGGUAAACAAUCCCAUGGAUUUUUAAGAAGACUUUUUAGACGUCACUUAUCGCAAUUGGCAAUUCCAUCAAAUGUUUCAAUAACUACCAGCAGUACUCAUGCAUGUGAUUUUGAAAUUGAAACCAGUAAAAAUAGCAAACUAAAACAUGUGUCUGCAUCAAACACAGACAUCAGAUCUCAACAUUUAGUGUGUGAUCUAGGAACUACAGCAGCGUCAGAAUUUCCUGAACCUUUAAUAAAAGAUAAAAUUCCAGCAGUAAGUGGUAUUCAUAACCAUGGAAAUACGUGUUUUAUGAAUGCAAUAAUUCAAUGCUUAAGUAAUACAGAUAUGUUUGCAGAAUAUUUUGUAAUGAACCAUUAUAGAGUGGACUUGUUGAGAAGAAAUAAAAUUCAUGCCAGAAAAUAUGGAACAAAAGGUGAAGUAACUGAACAACUAGGUGUGUUACUUAAAUCAAUUUGGAGUUGUCAGUACCUUCCAGAAAUAUCUAAUAAAUUCAAAAGUACUGUUUCAAAGUAUGGGACUCAGUAUGAAGGCAGUAAUCAGCAUGAUGCACAGGAGUUUUUAUUGUGGCUUUUGGACAAAGUGCAUGAAGACCUCAACACUGCAACCAAAAAGAAAUACAAGAAAUCGAAACAGAACAGUCAUGGUCGAACAGAUGAAACUGCAGCUGCUGAAACUCUCGCCAACUAUUCCAGAUGCAACAGUAGCUUUGUUCUUGACUGGUUCCAGGGCCAGUUUCGCUCUUCACUUAUUUGCUCUAAUUGUCAAAAGCAGAGCAACACUUUUGAUCCUUACCUCUGUUUAUCUCUCCCCAUUCCCCAUCGACAAACAAGGCCAGUAUUUGUAAACUUGGUACGAUUAAAAGGAGAUCCAAGGCAGAUCAAACUUGGUGUCAAUAUGGAUAUUCAAGCUGCUGUGAAAGAACUCAGAGUAAACCUUUCAAAAAAACACCAAAUUCCAAAUAAUCAGAUAAUUUUGAUUGAAGUUCAAGAUGAUGGAUCUCACCAGAUCUUCAGUGAUGAAGACAGCGUAUCUUCCAUUGAUGAGAACCGAGAAGUAUAUGCUGUCGAAACGCCAGCAUUGAAACUGGCAACAGAGUGUGGAGGAGAGCAUCUGCUGCUUCUGUGGAUAAACAGAAUUGGAACGGGAUCUCAUGGAAGGACGUUUGGUUCUCCAUACGUUGUCCAAAUCUCCAGGGAAUCCACAUUCAAAGAAAUCCAAAAACAGAUACUUAUGGCAAUGAGUAACAUUUUACAAAAUGAUGUUUCAUUAGAGAACAUUGGAAUUGUUCUACGUCUGAGGGUCAUUGGUGGAAUUCCUGGAAAGUGUUAUCUUCCGAGUGAUGUUGAUCAUCCAUUGUAUAUGCCAACUGUUGAUCAUGCUUUAGACACAUCAAAAGUUACCCCUUUAAUGGGGCCACAACAUCUGAAUCUAGUCGUAGAGUGGGACCAGGAGACCAAGGAAGAAAUGAUCAGUGAUGUAGAGGUUUUAAUGGAGAUAGAUCCUAGUGUCCAAAGAUUAAGAAAUCAACAAAAACAGGUGCCUAAAGCCACUCUAGAUAAAUGUUUCCAGCAUUACUUCAAAGAGGAAAAACUUGGGGCAGAUAACGCUUGGAUGUGUCCCUCGUGUCGUCGAAGCCAGCCAGGAAUGAAACAACUCAGCCUGUGGUCUUGUCCAGAUUAUUUUAUCAUCCACCUGAAACGCUUUAGACAGGUUACUGUAGAAACCCUGUUGAUGGGAAAUGGUUACUGUAGAAACCCUGUUGAUGGGAAAUGGUAUAUGUUUGAUGACACUAAAGUUGCCGUUAUCCAAGAAAGUGAAAUAGUGACUGCUGAUGCAUACAUUCUUUUCUACCAACGGACAAGUUUUACAUCAUCGUCAUGUGCAUCUUCAUCUACUUCUGGUUACAGCAGUGCAUCAACAGCGUCGCUAAUCAACACAGAUCAUUGGGCCUACCGCAUGCCUCCUUUUCGCUACUUAUCACCUAAGAACAGUAAAAGUCAAGAUAACCUUUGUGAUGUAGACUCCUCGUUCGACACUAUGAGCCUUCAGCAUAAAGAACCUUUUCAGCGAACCCACAGAAGGUAUGCUAGUAUGAUACCUCUCACAUCACCCAAGAAGAAUUCUUUAGUGAUGAACACUGAAUUGGACAGACAUUCAGAUGAAGAGGCUUCGAAAGAAGAAUUAGUUAAAAAUGAAAUAGAUGAAAAGAGUGCAUUCCCUGGUCACGUUGUAUACCGAGUAACUGCCGUUUGAUUUCACAGUCAAAACAAGGUUGGCAAUCAUUGUGUCUUGUGCACUUACAUCUUCCUGCCGAUUUCACAAGGCUUGUUUUAAAGGUGCUUUGUUACAAAUAUUGUUAUUGUUGCCCAUAGCUCCAAAGUUAGCCAGAAGUGAUGGUGAUCAUUUCACCUUAUUUGUAGUUUGAGUUAAGUCUUUUUGCAGUAACAAGGAUAAACAGAAUAAGUUUUUUAGUUGUGCACUACAUCUAUUUUUUUUUUUUAGUAGUGUGCUACAUCUUUUUUUUCACAAAUCAUUACUUAGCCAAGCUGCUACCAGAGUGAAGUGUAGAAGUCAACAUUUUGUUUCUUGCCCUUGCAUUUAUGAAAUACUUAAAUCAGAUUAGGUUCACUUACGAAAGAAAGCACUUUUGACUUACAAGUUCCUCUGUGUGUUGUUCUUCAAACUCUUGCUCAAUGCUUAGGUUUUAUUCGUGGUCUUGUAGGAGAUUUAAGAGGAUAAAUAAUAUAUGAAAUGUCGUUUCUUUGUAUAUAAUUGUUACAUCAUUGAUUACUUACUUAACAAGUCAUUUUUUUGUUUUGUCUAUAUUACUGGUGACAAAUACACAUUCUUUGUUAAGCUUGUAAUUUGACCAACCUUGUAAAUUUUCUGUGCUUUUCAAGAUGUUAAAUUAAUUUCAAGGUUUUAUACACUUGUAGUCUUAUAUUUCACUAUGAUCACAAAUAAUUUUUACUGGAGCCGAAAUUAAUUAACACUUUUUAGGCAAAGAAAACUGUGAACUUGAAAACAGUAUCAACUCACCAUCAAAUAUUAUGUGCUACUUACUUGAAGAGGCACAAUCAGUAUCAAAAGAGGUGGAGCCUGAAUUCUGAACAAAUUAAUUUUAGCCAUUCUUAGUUUGAUCUCACCAACCUAAUGACUAUUAGUAAUGCAUUUUACUUCAGUGUCAAGAGAACUUGUGUGUGAAAUUAUUCAUGUCAUAAUAUGUUAUUCAUCCUGUUUUUUUUUGUGCCAUUCUAUGUCAUAAAAAAUUUCUUGAAAUAAUUAAUCAUUUAAAAUCAGACACUGUAAGAUAUGCUUUAUUUACAAAAUCUUGUACAGCACUUGACAAGAUGUGGAUCAAAGAUUGUAGACUCACAGAUCAACAAUUAAAGAAAUAUGGAUGAAAAAAUUGCUCUUUGUUUUGUUUGUAAUAAGAAUAUAUUUUACUCUUAUCAAUUUAAACAAGUCUGCUUUCAGGUGGUUUAAAAAUAACUUUUCAUGUUUUUUACGUGAAUAUUAUGCAAUUGAAAAACUGUGCAUAGUAGAAGCAUUAUUCGGGUCUUAAGAUAUCAAAGUGAUAUUAUUACUGUUUGUUUUAAUAAAUGAUAAAUUUUAGCUAAAUGAGGUUAUUUAUGUUGAAAUAUACAAAAUGAUUUUAUUUUCUAGCUUCAAAGUGUGUAAAAAAUUAUUAUCAUUGAAGUUUGCUUUUUGUGCUUGUGCGAGGUUGUAAAAUAGUUAAAUUAAAAUGUUGGUUCCAUAGAAUAUAGACUUAAGGAGGAAUAUGACAAUAAAUCCUAACACAGUGUAAGUAAGUUUAUAAAGUUAAAAUCUUCAAUGAUGAUAAAAAUUAAAUAUGUUAUUCUCAUAUGGAUAGUGUCCAUUACGUUUGUUUGUGAUAGUAAUAUUAAAUAUCAAUAUAUUGUAAUUUAUGAAUAAAAAUAAUUUAAAAUAUAUAUGAUUGUUCUGGA
Messenger RNA from Limulus polyphemus (Atlantic horseshoe crab), 4404 nucleotides. Its product is annotated as ubiquitin carboxyl-terminal hydrolase 31-like. The coding region runs from base 110 to 2689 and encodes 859 amino acids. The transcript is spliced from 11 exons. Lineage: Eukaryota; Metazoa; Arthropoda; Merostomata; Xiphosura; Limulidae. Gene Ontology annotation, biological process: protein deubiquitination. Gene Ontology annotation, molecular function: cysteine-type deubiquitinase activity. The record is from RefSeq and is a predicted model, not a curated record.